Molecule: messenger RNA, 831 nt
Organism: Plasmodium cynomolgi strain B
Lineage: Eukaryota; Apicomplexa; Aconoidasida; Haemosporida; Plasmodiidae
Exons: 2
Coding region: 1-831 (276 amino acids)
Source: RefSeq, a predicted model, not a curated record
AUGAUGAUAAGUGACACAGGUGAAGAUGCCAAAAGGGGAGAAAACGAGAGCGGUGAGGAGAAUGCAGAAAGUAGAAGUGACGAGGAGGACAUAAAAUAUAAAAAACCAGAUACGCACACAAAUUUUUGGAAAUCCUUCGGGCUUGGUACCAAGGCAGGGAAGCUCCUUUACAACCUCUACGGGGAGAAAAGCAAAAUAACCCCCGCCCUUAUCAGCACGAAGAGGGCCACUAAGGAUGAUCCACAGAUGAGUGAACCUGCCCAGGUGGAGAGGAGGCGUCCCCAAGUCAGCUACCCGGAGAUCAAAAAGCCCGUCCGGAAGGAACACCCUAUAGACACCAUACCGCACAAAAAACCACUGGCCAAAAUUUUAGAGGACACAAAAAACUACGAGUGCAUCAAAGAGCUUCCUGCACAGAUUGAACGAAAUCGAAUUUUGGAAAAAAAAAAACUCAGCGAGCUUUUCUUUGGUUACAAAUGUAAGGUUCUCCCCCCCAGUUGCUCUCCAGCCGUCUUAACAGACGAGGAGAGAAGGGAGGCAAUCCAAAGUGCUGAGAUGGCUUUCUCAGACAUGCGGAAUUCUAGUUGUAGGGAAGAUAACAUUAAGGAAGGAAUGAAGGUUUAUCAAGCCGAGUUGAUGACGGAACUGAGAGAGAAGGUGGACCAGUACAACGAGCUUGUUUCCCUUGGAGUGCCACACAAGGAGGGUGUCGCUCCGACGGACAGAGAGUGCAACGAAUAUGAAUAUAAAAAAAUUCAGCUAGUCAACGAAAUUGAGGCUUGUAGAAGGAAUAUUCAGAAGACGAACGCUGUGCUGGAUUCGUCCAAGUGA